Oncorhynchus masou masou (cherry salmon) is the source of this 2923-nucleotide messenger RNA. RefSeq names its product interleukin-17F-like. The transcript has 3 exons. Gene Ontology annotation, biological process: inflammatory response. The record is from RefSeq and is a predicted model, not a curated record. The coding region runs from base 1957 to 2631 and encodes 224 amino acids. Gene Ontology annotation, molecular function: cytokine activity. Lineage: Eukaryota; Metazoa; Chordata; Actinopteri; Salmoniformes; Salmonidae. Gene Ontology annotation, cellular component: extracellular region.
AGCAGAACAUCCAGAGCUGCCAACUUGUUGAAGUAGAAAUUCUCAUCCAAAUUGAGGUUAGUGAUUGCUGUCUGAAGUCCAGAAGCUGUUUUCGGUUAUAGGAAAUGAUGGCAGAGACAUUGUGUACAAAAAACCGUUAAGAUCAGCUUAAAGAAAACACAAAAUAGCGGAAUUGAUCAGAAGCCUGUAAGAUGGCUGCUAUCCACUUAGAGAAGUCAGGAAAGGAAAAAGAUAUUUGUGACUUGUUCUCAGCUAUUGAUUGACCAGUGUAAGCCACAGAUAAACAGGUUUUAAAUCCAUAUAAUUGAUAUAAUAUGCAAUAGUUCAAAAAUAUGUUUUACAAUUGUUUUUGGGGUCAAGUGACGUGUUCCCCUGUGGAUCCUAGAUAUUACUUAGCCCACACUGGUAGGUUUAGUGGAGGAAGAAGAAGCAACUUCAGAGAUUCCUGGAUGUUUAGAAACCCCCAUGUAGCUUAACCCUGGGCCUGACGUCCAUAUUUCCUCUGACGGUGGUGUCAUAGAUUGUCGCACUGUGUUGACAUAACAAGUAGAAAGUCCUAGAAAGUCUGAGCCACAUAAAACACAGGCAAGCCUUUCUGGAGUACCUGAACAGUCACUCCAAGAUCUCUCGCUUUCCAUUACUUGAUGUAUCGCAAACUGAAUAUCAAACCAAAUUUUUUCUUGUAACUGAUUCAAACCAAUGUGUCUGGCUGAACUCAGUCCUUUGUUGUAACCAAAGGGGAACUAGUUAUGUCCGGGCCCACUAUUUGGAACACACUGUGUUAGGGUUCAGCUCUGUACAGUGAAAUUAAUCAUCCAAAACGCAUCUAGAUAUUAUCUAGCAUGAAUAUUUGGGAAUCUACCCUUGCCGUUUUGUAAAUGCCAAUUGAUACCAAAAUAUAACUACAUUAUCUUGAUAUAAUGUUGAACACGAUCCAGGAGUGCAAAACCAUGAUAAAGCAAUGUGAAGUGGAAGGAUGGAAACUAAUUGUGCGGUCCUUCUGAAUCUCUGCUUUUGGUUACAUAGUGAUCGGCAUGACAAUCCAGGUCAGUAGCUGGUUUUAUUAUGUUCUGAGUGUUGACGCGUGGGAGUAUCAAGAUUGAGGAUUCAUACGGUGUCUAUGAUUGCAUAGUUGUAUUAUUACUGUGAUGCAAUUUUAACUUUGCUAUUUUCCCAGGACAGUGAACAUUGAGUCCUCAAAAAUAUUUUGAUAUCAAAUUGCAGACAGACAUACAGUGCCUUGCGAAAGUAUUCGGCCCCCUUGAACUUUGCGACCUUUUGCCACAUUUCAGGCUUCAAACAUAAAGAUAUAAAACUGUAUUUUUUUGUUAAGAAUCAACAACAAGUGGGACACAAUCAUGAAGUGGAACGACAUUUAUUGGAUAUUUCUAAAAAUUUUAACAAAUCAAAAACUGAAAAAUUGGGCGUGCAAAAUUAUUCAUCCCCUUUACUUUCAGUGCAGCAAACUCACUCCAGAAGUUCAGUGAGGAUCUCUGAAUGAUCCAAUGUUGACCUAAAUGACUAAUGAUGAUAAAUACAAUCCACCUGUGUGUAAUCAAGUCUCCGUAUAAAUGCACCUGCAAUGUGAUGGUCUCAGAGGUCCGUUAAAAGCGCAGAGAGCAUCAUGAAGAACAAGGAACACACCAGGCAGGUCCGAGAUACUGUUGUGAAGAAGUUUAAAGCCGGAUUUGGACACAAAAAGAUUUCCCAAGCUUUAAACAUCCCAAGGAGCACUGUGCAAGCGAUAAUAUUGAAAUGGAAGGAGUACCAGACCACUGCAAAUCUACCAAGACCUGGCCGUCCCUCUAAACUUUCAGCUCAUACAAGGAGAAGACUGAUCAGAGAUGGAGCAAAGUUAUCUGGCCCAAAUAUGGACCACACAAUGGACUUGAAAUUCCCAAAAUAAGACAAUAACUUUUCCAUAUAAGUCAGCAGUAACUAUGUGCACUACGUUUCAUGCUGUGUGGUUACUUAGUGCUUACUAAGCACAGGAUGAAAAUCAAUUGCAGCAUCGCAGGAAGUGAACCAAGUGACGAAUUCACACGCUCACUAGGCCACUACAGUAUAAAACUAACAGCAUCACCUCAGACAACCAGACCAGGACCUCAACACGGCAACAUCAUGGUAUCUACUUUAAGCUUCCAGUCUUUGACGGUGCUGUGUAUAAAGGGGGUUUUGGUGAUGAUGAUGGGGGAAGAGGCGGCCCCCCGUGCCCAUCCAGAGAAGACAGAGAGCCACACACGGACCACACUGCAGACACACAAGAAGCCUGCAGAGUCAGAGUCUUCAGGUCCCGACACAGUAAUUCUCCCCCUGCACCUAGACCCAAAUGACUUGGUUCCUUUCCAUUCCAUCAGACCUAUUUGCAACCAUUCAAUCUCCCCAUGGACUUACAACACUACCUAUGAUGAUAGACGCUUUCCCCCCAUCAUCUCGGAGGUCAGGUGCUCUCUGAAGGGAUGUCUGAACAUCAAGGGUAAGGAGGACAGGAACCUGAAGUCCAAACCCAUCUUCUACCAGAUCCUGGUCCUGAGGAAGGUGAUGGGAAGUGGGAAGAAAUGCCACUACCGGCUGGAGUCAAAGGUCAUCUCGGUGGGCUGCACCUGUGUCAGGCCUACCAUCGAACAGUAAUGAUAUUAGAGUGACGAGGUCCAGCCUGGUGGCACAGCUGGUUGGGCCAUGGUGCUGGCAAUAUCAAUGUUGAAGGCUCAACUCCCUACAUGCGUAGAAUGUAUUGAAAGUAUUUGUGUGUUGGUUUUAUGUAGCUUUGGCUGUGUCAUUAAAAGAUUGAUUUGAAUAAUCAAAUAUGGAUAUAUUUUCUAUUGAGCUUUAAAUCACACAAUUGAUUAUGUAUUGUUUAUUAUGGGGUUAUUUCAUGUAUUGGAUAAUAUUUUCAUUUGAUUUAAAUAAAUUCACAAUCAAU